This is a messenger RNA of Selaginella moellendorffii, 3107 nucleotides long. RefSeq lists its product as uncharacterized. The transcript is spliced from 21 exons. Gene Ontology annotation, biological process: protein phosphorylation; protein dephosphorylation. Gene Ontology annotation, molecular function: cation binding; protein serine/threonine phosphatase activity; ATP binding. The coding region runs from base 53 to 2992 and encodes 979 amino acids. NCBI's taxonomy places the organism in Eukaryota, Viridiplantae, Streptophyta, Lycopodiopsida, Selaginellales, Selaginellaceae. The record is from RefSeq and is a predicted model, not a curated record. Gene Ontology annotation, cellular component: nucleus; cytosol.
CCUAAAGUGGGGGGCAGAUGAUCUUGUGUGGAUUGUUCCGGCGCAGCAGCAAAUGCGGGAGUCAUUGCUCUGGAUUCUGGUGUGGAUCGCUCUGGCUCAUCGAGCACAGGGAUCAAAUGCGGUGGUGGAUUAUCUAGAUCGGGUCGAUGACGCGACGAAGCAAAGAUUUUCCGAGGACUGGAAGAGGCUCAUCGAGAUUGUGGCGCCAGGGAGCUGCCUGGGUAAUGUUUCGACGGGAGUAGCAGAUGGCAGCUGUGGAACAUCGAUUCGGAUAGGUCGGAGGCCGACACAGGAAGACACGCUGAUUUGUUUUCCUGGAAUUGAUCUUCCUCCUCUAUCAGGGAAAAAGUUUUCGUUUUCUUUGCUUGGAGUUUUUGAUGGCCACGGUAGUAAAACAGCCAGUUCGAUUUGCGCACACUGCCUCCAUAAGUAUUUCCUACAUCACGUGUACAAGAUAUCUACAGCGACAUUGGAAUCGCCAAGGAAUGACAACUUUCCUGACGCUAAAUCUUCUAUUUCGGAUGAAGAGCUGGAAGGAAUUUUCUGGAGAAAGAUUAUGAAGGAAGCACUCGCAGCGGCUUUGGUCGACAUUGAAGAAGCUUUUAUUAAGAGAGCCAUUGACGGUGAAGCGAUGGGAGGCACGACUGCUUGUGUAGCCAUUGUAAUUGACGAUCAUGUUCUCGUAGCGAAUAUUGGCGACUCCAAAGCUUUAAUUUGUUCUCUAUCUGAUGAAGAAUCUGGCGUUCUAAAUGCGGAGGAGCUUACGUUAGAUCAUCAUCCCAACCGAAGAGACGAGAAGCUGAGAAUUGAGUCCUUUGGUGGUUAUGUCGAACACUCCCGAAGCAUUCCCCGUGUCGCUGGAAUUUUAGCUGUUUCACGGUCUAUUGGAGACUUGGCGCUUAAGAAGUACGGUGUAAUCUCAGAACCCGAAUUUACUGGCUGGAAAAAGAUUGGUGACAAGAACAAAUAUCUAGUUCUUGCAUCCGAUGGGAUUUUUGAGACUAUGAGUUCCCAGGAUGUUUGCGCGGUCUUAAAAAGUAUUGAGGUCGGAAAGGACGUUUCUCGAACUCUAAAGAACAGGUUUUUAUCUGCGAAAGUUGCGAUUCCCUUGCCGCCACCAAAAGAAAUGACUUCUCCACCUGAGUCGAAUUUGUGCCGCGACUUCCUGCAUACCUGUUUACCGGGGCGAUCAGAUUUGGAGAACGAGAUAACCUCUGGCAGAUAUCAGCUUAAUGUUAUGGCCGACGGAAUCGUCGACAGUGCUUUUAAACUGGGAAGUACAGACAAUCUUGCAACCGUUGUCUAUGCCCUUGGCGAUAUUCCGAAUAUUGAAAAGAGCGAGAACGAUCACGAUACUACUAUGGAUGACAAUGCGACAUCAGGCUGUAAUUACUUUCCUGAGAGUGUUACUAAGACACCAGGAUCUCUUGUAACUGGUGUCAUUGUUCGUCGUGAAGGCGCUCGUUUUUGCUAUUCACUCACAGAACCUCUACAUAGAGAAGUGAUUUCUCAUUUUCAGUAUGAAGGUCGUUCGAAGAAAGCAGACAAGCUAUGUCCUUCUAAGUUUAGUUUCGUACUCCCAGACACGAGGGAAACCGUUCCUGCAAAUGUCGAGCACAAUCCCGCACCAUGCCAACUUAUAGACCUUAUUGCUGCAGUUCCCACUGAUUUUGAGAGCUUCGCAAGCUUAAAUGUCUCUACAUCAAAAGUCUUUGAAGCUCCCCCUUCUUUUAUGCUUCAUCAUUAUAGGUACAUUCUUAAAAAGAAGUUUGCGCGGGGUUCUUUCGGGCAAAUAUGGUUGGCUGUCCGAAAGGAAUGCAAAACUGAAGAGCUUGGAACGGGGUUUUGCGAAUGGCGUUUGCACGAGGAUAAUUUUGAGUCAAAUGCAGACGGUCUUGAGGACGAUGUUUUCGUCUUGAAGCAAAUUCUGCUCAAUGGACGGCCGGAAAUUCGAUUGAGUGGUUUGAGAGAGAGGCACUUCGGAGAGAUUUUCUUAAACGCGUCCAGAAGUCGGCUAAGUACCGAGGAAGGACUCAACCAUGUAGCGCGUUUCCUGGACUCGUUUGUGGUGCAAGGCAAUCUCUGGCUAGUGUUUAAGAAAGAAGGGCGAUCUUUAUCUCGGCUGCUUUACGAAUCGGAACGAGCACCAGGAAGUAAUGGCUCUGAAAGCAAAGACAAAAGACUGUUUGAAGUCGUUCGACCAUCGGCAUGGUGGCGGUGGCUGAAAACUACAAAGAAAGGUCAACGGGAAAUGCGCAACUUACUCCGUCAGUUGCUAUUAGCCGUCAAAGCAUGCCACGAUCGUAAUAUUACACAUCGAGACUUAAAACCAGAAAACAUGGUCGUCCAAGAACCUGUGGAUAGUACGAAUAAAAGUAUCAAAUGGCCUGCGAAUCUCAGUUUACGCUUAAUUGAUUUCGGGAGUGCUAUAAAUCCAUUUACGCUACAGCAUUUGUAUGGAUCUGCGGGACCAAGCAGAAAUGAGCACACGCCGGAGUACGCUCCUCCAGAAGCUCUACUUUUUGACCACUGGAUGCAUUUCCAUCCAAAUCAAACCAAAGCGCAUGACAUCUGGAGUGUAGGGGUAAUAAUGCUGGAAAUCGUUCUAGGCACUCCCCAUGUAUUUCAAAUAAGCGCUCGAACACGAGUUCUUCUCGACAGAAGUUUGGGAGGCUGGGACGAAGAGUCGAAAAACGUUGCUUACAUGUUACGAGCUUUCAUGGAGAUGUGCAUUUUCUUGCCUCGUGUUCCUCCUCGGCAUCAUCGAAAUGAAACUGUGAACCACCAGGAAGAAAGUCAGCUUGCUUCAAUGGACUGUAGUGAAGCUGCCCUGCAGAGAAAGAUCCAGCAACGAGAUCCACUAGGAUUGGGCAUGCCAGACAUAUGGUCAUUUCGGCUUCUACGUCAACUUCUUCAAUGGUAUCCGGAGGAUCGUGUUUCAGUGGACGAAGCUUUAAGUCAUCCAUAUUUCCAUCGUAAUUUGCAACGUUAGAACGAUAUGACUUUGACUACCCGAGACGUUAACCAAGACUAGAUUCAGAGGACGAAAUGAGUUUCCUGGCUAGCUAGUCAAGGUUCCCUGUUGUUGCAGCUUUCUGCUUCUUAUU